AGUGAACCAAACAACCACAUUUUCUCCGAACUCAAUUUUUGUGUUUCUCUAGAAUCUUAGUUUCCCCACCUCGUCCCUUCCGCCCCAUACAAAACAAAACCCAAGGCCUCAAAAUUCCCAGAUAGCAUCAACCAUUGAAGCUUUUGGUUCUCCGCUCCACGACGUCGUUGCAACACUUGGAGAAGUUCGGACUUGUUGCUGAAAUUUGAAGGUGAAUAAUAAGGAUCGAAAAGCUUCUGUUGCCUGGAUUUUAUUUUGUCUGUUGCUUCAGGGUGGGAAAAUUUCGGGGAAGAGGACGAGAGUUUGGUAAAAGUGCCUGAAGAUGAGCCAAUCGGAUCAAGGGAACACCCCUGAUGGCUCGUCAAGUAUCCCCAUGAAGCGAAAACGUGGCCGUCCACGGAAAUAUCCCAAACUAGAUCUGAAAGAGAAUGCUCAUGUGAGAAAUGCUCCAAAUCUGAACUCGGGGGAAAAUGCUGGUACUGGUUUUCCUUCUGCUCCUCCUGGAUUUCUAGGGAGGAAUGGAUACCAGCCCCAUCAUGGAGCUCCCAGUAAUGGUGCAGCUGAUGUCAUGGUCGGAACAGUAGUUUCAGGUGUCAUUGAUGCAACAUUUGAUGGAGGAUAUCUACUUAGUGUUAGGGUUGGCAACUCUGCCACCACUAUGAGGGGUGUUAUCUUCAAGCCUGGACAUUACGUUCCUGUUUCAGCAGAGAAUGACGUGGCCCCAGAUGUUCAAAUGAUAAGGCGAAAUGUGAUUCCAAUUCCAGCUGAGAUCUCUCAUUUCCAUGGUUCGAGUCCUCGUUCUAGAGAUGCCAUUCGGUCUGUUAAUCAUGUAGCAUCAAAACGCAAACAUAUGGUUCCAGUGGCACCCCAAACUGCUAGCCCACUACUGUCCAGAGGCAACUUGUUGCCUGUUAUACUGCAACCUCGAAAUUUAUCCGAAGGGGUACCACUCACUGGUUUAUCAAAUUCUGUUGCACCAGGGGAUCCUCCUACCAAUGCGCCAAUACGCACCAUCUGGGUGCCACUCACCAAUGAAGUUGUAAACCAAUCUUCAGAUCUGGCAACUUCAAAAGUUAAGCAGGUUCCAUCAGUUCCUCCAUCAAAUGGGUCGAUAUCUACCAACCAGAUUCCAAGGGUUGGAAAUCAAUCAUUGGUCUUCGAAGGUGGACAAAAUGAGAAUGGUACGUGUAAUCAACCAUCAACAGAGACGCUGAAGGCAGAAGCCAAAUCACCGAGACUCCCAAAUAUACCUUUUGAAAAAUUGGUUACCGAGGUAGUUAAGAGGAUUGAUACACCCUCACAAGCCCCUGCACAUGCCCCCUCACAUUCAACUGAGAUGAACAUUGAGGGUAGCAAGUCAACUGGCAGUGAGCUGGAGAACGAUAUGGAACAGCCUUUAGUUAUUGAGCCUCUGCAAUCCAUACAGCCUAAAGACUACUCUAUACCACAUUCAAAACCACCGGAGGACGAUAGAAAUGGAAAAAUGUCUGAGCUGUUGCAGGUUUUGCAGGAAAGCAUGAGGGAAAGCGAGUCAACCACAGAUUCGAGAGCGAAGAUGGAUGAACCAAGCUAGACUGUGCUCGGAAAUGAAGUAUCCGAUGUUUCAAGAAAACCUUCCGAGGCAUGAAAUGUUUAAUUUUAUGGUUGCCACCUUGUAUGGAUAUUGUGUACAUGCUUUGGUGAUGGACAUCAGGUCUUUGCAUGAUGUGGUAAUCAUACCUGUAUGCGGAGUGAUUGUGUUUUUAAACAAAGGAUGUUUGAUAUUAAGUACAUAGAAGGUUGUUUUCUUAAAAUAGUUGCAGUAGAAGAUUUGUCUUUACCCGUUUUGUAGUUUAUUUGAGAGUUAUAACUUCUUGGAUAUGUUUACUUACCUGCUCUAGUACUGUCAAAUUUCCCCAAGACAUAGGGAAAAAAAGUCAACAGGCUUGGAACAAAAGUUGUAUGGUGCUUUGGAAUAUAAAGAUAUUUUGGUUU
Messenger RNA from Malus domestica (apple), 1974 nucleotides. Its product is annotated as protein METABOLIC NETWORK MODULATOR 1. NCBI's taxonomy places the organism in Eukaryota, Viridiplantae, Streptophyta, Magnoliopsida, Rosales, Rosaceae. The record is from RefSeq and is a predicted model, not a curated record.